UUAUAACGCCCCCAAGACUGAAAGAGCGAGCAUGUUUGGUGGGACGGAUAUUCGAACCCGUGACCCUCAGAUUGCGAGUCAAUCGCCCUACCAACCUGGCCAUACCAGACCUGUGUGUGAAAGAGCAUGGAGUUAAAGACUUGUGACACAAGAAGACUCACUCAAGCUUUCAAACACAAAUUAUUCCACAAAGUUUCUAUUCAAAUCAGAUCAUCUAAAAACACCACAAGGUUUGCGAACUUAUAUAUCGUAGAAUUGCUCACUACUGAAGUGUUUUUGAAGAUCUCUUGUAAACAUUAAAUUUAUCCAAGAUGUCGGCAUCAAACACCAAGAUAGACUUUCAUACAAUACCAGCAGGAGCAUUGAAUUUUCGAACUCGUGGAAUUUUAUCAAGGAUGUUAAAUCCCGUACAAGAGUUAACUACAUUAACGGGACUAAUGCGUGAUUUUAGAGGUGUAGCUGAAUUAAUGAACUUUGAUUACUGGGAUAUCCAGAACUUUCAAAUGACCUCGGAUCCUUUUGCUAAAUUACUGAUUCAGUGGACAGACUCACAGCCCUCUAAUACUGUUGGAAAGCUUUUCGAUCUUCUAGAAGAAAUUGAACGAACAGAUGUCAUUGAUGACGUAAAGCAAUAUGCAGAAAUUGAUGCACACAAUUACUUGGAGAGGAAGCAGAAAUGGUGCGAUAAAGAAUCUCCAUUACAAGAUCCUAAUGUGAGUUCUUGUACCCGGUCAGCUUUCCCAGCAGAUCAUCCCAACCAUUUGACAGUUGAUGAUGUGACCAAUAGUGAAUAUAAAGGACAAGAAGUGAGCCUUUAUGAUGCAUAUGUUUGUUAUACUGAUGAAGAUAUAGAAUGUGUUCACAUUCUCUCCCGACAACUGGAAUCUGAGGGCAUCAGGCUGUUCAUCCGAGACCGAGACCUCUUGCUUGGACAGAUGGAAUAUGAAGCAUUUGCUCGUUUAAUUGAUGAAAGGUGCAACAGGGUGUUGAUUGUACUGUCACCGGAGUUUUUGAAAAGUGUUGAAUGUGAAUUUCAAACUCGCUAUGCUACAAGCUUAGCAGUAGAACAACAGCAGCGGAAGUUGAUCCCAAUCAUUUACAGAUCGUGUGAUGUUCCUCACCUUUUACGGUAUCUUUCGAAGAUUGACUUCACUAAACUACACAUUCAUGAUUGGGUAUGGCAUCGGUUAAUUCAUUCCAUUAAAGGAGAGAAUGGUAGAGAAUUCACGUCGUCUGUAAGUGAACAGUCAAGCAUUUCAUGUUCCAUACCUCCAACAUAUGUAACAUCUGUUCCUUUCUCUGCUAAAAAUAAUCCUCCUUAUGUCCAGUCACAAAAUGAUAGAGAAUCCUGUUGUGAUGACAAAGAAGAGGUAUCUCCAGUACCAGGAACAUCAUCAGUUUCUUCUCUACAUACAUCAGGAAAAUGGGCUUUUCACACAGGAUUGAAAUUCUUCAAACCACGGAAAAUGAAGCACAAGAGAUCCUCUAAUACAUCAGUUGCAACCAGUGGGUAUUGUAGUUACAGCCAAAUUUCUGAUACAUCCGCAAGUGACAUUAAUUCUAAUCUAACUUAACAAACAGCAGCUGUGUUCAGAAAAUACUGUAUGAUUAUAUUUCUUCAGUGUAUAUUACAAGACAGUUUUGAACUCUGCAGAGACAAAAAGUGGCAAAGAAAAAAUGCUACAUAUUAUUAAUAGAAUACUUGUCAAGUGAAGGUAUUUUUUUUAUAUAAGUAUUUGUAUCAAGAUAUACAAGACGUGUGUGACAUAACCAUGCCAUUAGGAGCUGUAAAUUUAAGCACACAAGUUAAACACGUUUGGCAAAGUCUAUAAGACUUAAGGAAAUUCAAUUUCCUAACAGCCAAAAAAAAAUUAGAAUUUUUAUAUCCAUGUUUAUAGCAUUUAUGAAUUUUAUGUUGUUAAUAAAAAUGGCUUUCAAUGGUCUGUUCAAAAAAAAGUUUCCUUUCAGAGCAAGAACUUUCAGAUUUUUUGUUGUUAUUUGUUAUUAAAGAAGAAAGCGCAUGACUUUUAUAUCAAAGAGCAUUGGAAAAACUAUUUUUAAUACAACUUAGGUUUCAGGAGGAACGUUUCGAUACAACACAACUUAAAUGAUAACUUAAUUCCAGUAUGUGUAAGGGUGUAGUAAACUUAUUCAUUAAAAAAUAAAACGAAGCAAAAAGUAUGAAUAAGGAGUACUGCAACUUCAAAUAGUAACAAACCGUCAAAAGUACCAUCACCAGAUGGCAGGUGAGUUACAUCAUCAACAACAUGAUCUAGUAAGCCUAAUAUAUGUGAUCCCUUAUAUCAAGUUUGAAAUUGUAUUAUAUGUUUUAUUGCUACAACCUUUGCUUUACAGUAGCACUUAUAUGGCAGUGUAAUUGUUUGUAUUUACAGUAAUUUAAUACAAUUACAGCCAUGAAUAGUUUCAACACCAUUGCAUUCAUUAGUUUUGGAAAUAAUAAUUUUUUGUACACACUUUGUAACUUAGCGGAUACUUGAAUUUUAGCCUUUAAUGAAGUGUGAGAUUGAAAGGUUUUGGAUAUUAUGUUAUAAAAAUUUGGUUGCUUACAGAUUUUAGUAACCUUUAUUUGUAGGGCCAUAUCAUUUUUCUUCCCAAGGAAUAAGAUAGUUAUGAAGCAGUAAGAUAUCAAAUAAAUUUGUGGGUGGUAAAGCUUUGGGUGUGAAACUGUUUUUAACAAUCUACAGCGACUGAAUAGAGCUAUUACUAACUUGUCACAUGGUAAUUUCAUGUGGUUACGUAUGAUACAGAUUUAAUCUUUUUUCUUCUUAGAUAUAUAUGCAAAUAAGGGGCUCAAAGUUUUAGGCCACUAGCCCAAAUACCAGCCUAGGGCUAGUCACAUAGAAAUGUUUUGUUAAUAUUGCAUAAAACAUGACAAUUGUAUGUGUUUUUUUUUUCUGAAAUUAAUUUCCAAAUAUUUUGAAACCGAAACUUGUUUCUGUGGUUAAAAAGUGAAGUUACCACAAAUUUCUGUUUGCUAUUUAUAAUUCCUAGCAACAGAAAUAACUGCCAUUUCAUUUUCAUAUUAAACUUCAAGAAAGUCAGUUGCUUAAAGCUUUGCUUUAUAAAAUAUAUUUUGUUUAUACUUUAAUUUUGGUCUAUCAUCGUAACACCUAGCUAACCUAUAAUAAAAGGUUGUAGGUUUCAAGUCUUUUUUCGUGCAAGUUAGCUAGGUGUUACGAUGAUAGACCAUCAUGUAGUUAGAGAGCCUUCUAACACUAAAAACUAGAUUUUGAUAGCUGUGGUACAUAGGGCACAGAUAGCCCAUUGUAUUGCUUUGCAUUUAACUGCAAACUCGUUAAUAAUUUAGACGUGCCGAGUUUGAGAAGUUACCAUUUUGUCAUGAAAAAUAUAUUAAAAGGUUAAAAAUAAAACAGGUACAUAAUACUAAAUCACUUGCCAUAUCAGAAUGAAUUUCUUGCUUGUUACAUCCUGUCAGAACUCUCAUGUGGGGUUAAAAAUAAUUCUCCAGAACAUUUCAGCAAUUUUAAAAAUACUUUUUAUCAUUGUGACAUCCAUUCUAUCUAUCUCUCCUCACACUUUUUCAGUUGACUGUAUUUAAUUAACAAAGGUUUAAUUAAGUUAGUUUUUCAGCAAAAUGGUAAACAGUUAUUAAAUCAGAUAAUGCAUUUCCUAAAGUCAGUGUUCCAGGACAAUUAAUGUUUUUCUUCAUAAUGACUAUAAUUAGCUGACUAUAUCUGUGUAAACUGUUGUAGAAUCGUAUAGAAAACUCAAUUUCAAGCAAAUCAAAUUCAUUGUCAUUAGCCUCUUAUUCUACAUGCUUAUCAAUGUUUUUUUGAAUAAAGAUUACUGUUUUACUUUG
Molecule: messenger RNA, 3841 nt
Organism: Limulus polyphemus (Atlantic horseshoe crab)
Lineage: Eukaryota; Metazoa; Arthropoda; Merostomata; Xiphosura; Limulidae
Gene: Myd88
Product: myeloid differentiation primary response protein MyD88-like
Exons: 8
Coding region: 312-1574 (420 amino acids)
Biological process (GO): positive regulation of canonical NF-kappaB signal transduction; defense response to Gram-positive bacterium; MyD88-dependent toll-like receptor signaling pathway
Cellular component (GO): plasma membrane
Molecular function (GO): Toll-like receptor binding; TIR domain binding
Source: RefSeq, a predicted model, not a curated record